Molecule: messenger RNA, 2262 nt
Organism: Cooperia oncophora
Lineage: Eukaryota; Metazoa; Nematoda; Chromadorea; Rhabditida; Trichostrongylidae
Source: the annotation of a GenBank genome assembly
AUGCAAAAGCAGUACUCAGGAAACGGUGGUGUUGUUUCUCCAGUAUCAAAGCCUGCUCAACAGCAGAAAUGGCAACCGGUUGAGAUAGCUGCACGCGAAAGAAUGAUCAUUGACCGUUCGUACGCAGCUGCUUUGGCAGCAAGCCAAGAAGCGCAUCAGCACGUUUCCCAACAACAGCCACAGAUGAUAAGCCGAACUACGUCUGACAACACCGGGACGUUCGUUAUUGUACAAGAUCAGGGUAUAGUCGGAGAAAGACCAUGGAUAACUGUUGGUGAACACCUACGAGCACAGCAUAUGCAGCAGAAGGUACUAGAAGCUCAGAACCAGCAAAACCAGAACGCCAUGGCCUCCUCAGCUGCACCAACGGUGGAAAAAGUCGAAAGCGAUGAUGGAAGCAAAAAUGCUAGUAGUAAUAAUAACAACAACAACAAUAUCGAAACGCCGAACGAUGAACAGCACGUCGAGGAGUCCGAAGCUGCCAGCGAAGAAAAGCAUCACGUGCAGGAGCCAGCGCAAAUGGUGGAGCGCAAGACGUCCACAACGACGUACAAGUGUACGAAUCUCAUCUCUCGUCUUCCAAUAAACGCCCAGCCUGCUGCAGUUAUGCGCUGCUCAUCGACAGUUGAACAGAAGCCGAUUUAUGACGCGAAGACCAGUGCAGGAGUAGGAUCGCAGGCAAUUGCAUGCUCAUCGGCGCCCAUCACUCCACUAGAGAGCAUCAUCACCACGCAACCAUUGCCUAGUGAUCGCCUCAACGCAACAUUCGGAACAUCGCGAGAUACAGGUGAACGCCGUAGCUCGGACGCGAUACAGACGAGUGUCCCAACAUUAGGUUCCGGCUGCAUUUUAUCUUCUAGUCGUCAGCCAGCCCCGCUCACUUCCGAGUUCCAAUGUCCGGAAUGUAUGAAAACUUAUUCGUGUCGCAAGAACGUGAAACGUCAUCGAAUGGCAGUGCACAAGUUGUCGGCAGAGGAAGUGUCGCGACCGAUGAGUGCGGCACAGUCUGUAGGCAGUAUGGGUGAUUCGCCGCCUCUUCCAUCUCUAGGGCAACAGGUUGUGAAUCGUAUGGCAGUUCCGAGAAGUGAAUAUAAAUCUGAUGGGCACAUGAUGGGAUCUCCACAGCAGAUCGUCCAGCAGAUGAAGUAUCAAGACAGGGUGAACAAUACAUGGAUAAGUCCGCAUCAAGUGCAAAAUUCACACACAGAAGGAAGUUGGUCCAGAACAAGAGAGUAUGUGGACGAUGAAGAAAGCGCUGAAACCGCUAGGAUUGCAGCUGAAUUGAAGCGAAGUGCUGAGCAGGAGAUGGCCGAGAUUGAAGGGAAGAAACCACGUACGGAAUUAGCUGAAGCGGACACCACAUUCCAUGAGGAAGCUGAACCUAGCUCUUCUCAAAUGCAUGAUUCGACUAGAAUGCACACCUUGACUUCUGUUACUGGACAGUACCACUCGAACCCUGCUUCCCAUUCUUCAAUCAGCUCAUGGAUCGAGCAAAAAUCAGUACCGGUAGAUGUUCAACAUGCCCCACGGACCGUUCCUCAGUCAAAUCCGUCAACUGUACGUGUCAAUAAGAGGCCACCUCAUGUCUGUAUUGAUUGCAAUCGUGUCCUCUCUUCCGACUACUCGUUACGGCGUCAUCGCCUCACAUGCGUCGAAGCACGAGCAAAUGGUGCCAAUCAACCUGUGGCGCCAUCAGGAGGGUCUAGCACCAACACAAGUGCUCUGAGCGAGGAAUCCUUGCACCUUCAAGAUGUAAUGCUUGGCAGUGCAUGUAUUGGAAAUGACCGAAAUACGGAUUCAAUGGGAAUGUCAGAUCCGAUGUUGAGCCACGUUGCACUUUCGACCCCAAUGCAUCAGCAAGGCGUUCAGUUCAAUCGCACCCCGUCCUUGAGUGGUUCAGGUUCUUCAUCUGCCGUCGACGAGUGGUAUGAGCGUCAUUCACUGCGGAAAACGGAUGAUGUUCCAGACUCAACAACGAGUCAGAGGCUCGAUAGGUCAACCUCUCCAGGGAUUUUGUCCACACCUCCAGAAAACUCACAACCCGGUUGUCUUCAGUACACAAGGAAACGUGCUAAUUCCGGUGAAGUGAACCUGCAGACUGGUCACACAGCUCGCUCGCAGCAACACAAACAUCUUUGCCAAGUGAGUGUUUUGCUAACUGAACGAUCUUUAGGGGUGUGUGUUCACAAGCGUAAGUCAUUAGGUUGCUCUUUACCUUCUGUAAGCGUAACAUUAACACCAUGCCUUUUCGUCAUGCUUUGA